AUGGCGGAUAAGAGUACUCGCAAGAAUGUUUGUGUUAGAAUUGUCAAGCGUUCUAUAUUAGAGUCGUCAGUUAGAAGUGAUGUGGGUAUUYUAAGAACUUUGAUUUCUUKUGAAUCAAGGAAAUUCCACAAAACAUGGUCCAAGACUUCCAAAAAUCCAAUAGGUUUUGAUAAUCAACAUUUGUUCUUUGACAAAUUUCGCACUGUUUUUCACACAAAUGGAUCAAAAGGCAAACCGUUUCUGCUUUAUAAACUUCCUUCUUUGCACAGAAAAGAAAAGAUAGAGUCAGCAGUUAUAUUUGAAACACCUUUGGAUCAGAAUUCAUGGAUGGGUUGUAGAAACGAAAGGAGUUUUGCACCUUGUCUGUUUGGUGUAAGUGGUUCAGGAUAUCUUGUACGUCAAGACAUCRCCUCUGGUGAAAUCUUGCAGUCUGUGUACUUGGGGAAGAGCUACAAGUUUAAACAURUUUUCUGGGAAACCGAUCUGUGCAGAAUUGCAAUAACAUCUGUUCACAGAACAAUCCCGCCCAGGGCAAUUCAAGACAACAGGUCUAGUGUGUUUCYUAUUCUUAUGCACAUUGCAGUAUUUGACGUGGCACCUCUGAGGUUCUUAGCAUUGAUACCAAUAAGCAAGGAUGUAUUUGGAAUUGAUGUUAUUGAUGCAUCACUGAAUCAUGGAAUACUCUUCACCAUGAAUCGAGGAGGAGGAAUGAAGUUAUUUAGUUUGGUAGAAAUUCUGGAGGAUUUUUCCAGAAAAGCAACUCUUGGUGAAUCAUACAACUUUGGGGUAAAUGACCAGGAAAAUAACGGUAUUGUUGGACAGCCACCCUAUGGACUUCCAGUGAAUACAAGAUUUGAAAGACAACCACAACUUCUUUUUCAAGUCACUAGUGAGCAUCACUUUCUUUCCUUUGGGGGGUACCCAUGGCAUUACAUUGCAAGUCCCAAAGGGUGCAACAGUGUUUUUCAAGUGUUCAAUAUCGGAAGUCAAACAUGUGUCAAAAAUGGUCUUCUCAAAAGCAGUGUUCAAUCAAUUGAACAAGAUCAUGCCAUAUUCCAUGCUGAUUGCAGUGGRYGCAUUUUGCAUGUUGGCGCUGAUUUUGUGAGCUACUACAAGGUGUCUCAGUUGAGUUUUGAACAAGGAAAUCAAAUGCAACAGUUCGAGUUAAAACCUUGUCAUAGGAUAUCAGUAAAAUCAAUGGGCAUGGCUAAUGAUAAUGCUACUACAUUUACUUCAUCUGGAAGGAAGGUCAAGAGUAAUAAAAUCAAUAAUGAAGCUAACAGUGAAUAUGAAACUGUAAGAGAUUUUGACUAUGAAGAUGAACUAGACUUGUUAGUUGUGUUGUCGUCACAAGGUCCAGGUGCAGGACACAUUGGUCUCUAUGACAAUCAAACUGGUCUCUUAGUGAAUGAGAUARCACUUUCUUCCUGGGACGAGGAUAGUGAUCAUUCAAUCCUUAUGGAGAGAGAUGUUAUUGUACAUAUAUCAAAAAAUAUGUCCAGAAAGUUUCAUUGUGAUAUUUUUAGAUUGACUGAUUUGUCAAAAUAAUGAUUAUUCUUACAAAAAAAUAGAAUUCACAAUGUUAUAUUCAUGAACUGUUGGUUAG
Molecule: messenger RNA, 1606 nt
Organism: Exaiptasia diaphana
Lineage: Eukaryota; Metazoa; Cnidaria; Anthozoa; Actiniaria; Aiptasiidae
Product: DDB1- and CUL4-associated factor 17
Exons: 2
Coding region: 1-1548 (515 amino acids)
Biological process (GO): protein ubiquitination
Cellular component (GO): Cul4-RING E3 ubiquitin ligase complex
Source: RefSeq, a predicted model, not a curated record